CCUGUCUACAUAUAUAUAGCUAGCUGUAGCUUCGUUUCCCAAAGCCAUUUCCUCCACCAUGUCCUCAUACAUCGCGUCGUUCGAGCCCGGAGAGGCCGUGGCCCCGUGCUGCAGCACAACCACGCUGCUCAGCGCGUUGGCGGCAUCCGUCGCCUGCUGCUUCUUCCUCGUCGUCAUCUUCCUCUGCCUGCGCUUCCUCCACCUUCGCCGCACCAGGACGCGGCACCACGGCGCACAGCCCCUGCAAGGGCAGGGCCAGGCCCAGCAGCCCAAGCACGGCCUCGACGCCGCCACCAUCGCGCUCUUCCCGUCUUUCCCGUACCGGCGGGACCGCUCGGCGUCGGCGCCGGACGAGUGCGCCGUGUGCCUCAGGGUCGUCGACGAGGGGGAGACGGUGAGGCAGCUCCCGAGCUGCAAGCACCUGUUCCAUCAGGAGUGCGUCGACGUGUGGCUCCUGUCCAACGCGUCGUGCCCGGUCUGCCGUGGGAAGGUCGAGCGGGCCGCGGGCGCCGAUCAGCGCGAGAGAGCCGCGGCAUCAGCGGCCGUCGUGCCAAUCGAGAUGAUGGACGAUGAAACGCUGUCUCCAUCGCCGUCGACGUCGUUAGAGCCGUCCGCGCCGGAGCGGCCGGGCUGGUUUGGCGGGCGAGCCUCCGGCUCCCGCUCCGGCCAGGAAACGGACUUGGAGCGGCAAUAGCAGUCAUUUUCCAGGGAGUCCGGGACUCCUGUAUAUGAUCGCACGAUCUGUUGAAGUAGGUAGCAACAGGUUCGUCAUUCGUAUAUGCAGAGAGCUUGUUGGCAGCACACAUUUUAUUCGGUUGUUGUAAACGAUCAGUAUUGCGACCCUAACUUGCAUGGGCGCUUAUUCAUUUUAUUUUGCUAUGUGUUAUUUGGCUUCACAAAUGACUAAAUGAGUAAG
Molecule: messenger RNA, 916 nt
Organism: Triticum urartu
Lineage: Eukaryota; Viridiplantae; Streptophyta; Magnoliopsida; Poales; Poaceae
Source: RefSeq, a predicted model, not a curated record